Messenger RNA from Condylura cristata (star-nosed mole), 1244 nucleotides. RefSeq names its product pterin-4 alpha-carbinolamine dehydratase/dimerization cofactor of hepatocyte nuclear factor 1 alpha (TCF1) 2 (gene PCBD2). NCBI's taxonomy places the organism in Eukaryota, Metazoa, Chordata, Mammalia, Eulipotyphla, Talpidae. The record is from RefSeq and is a predicted model, not a curated record. The coding region runs from base 929 to 1093 and encodes 54 amino acids. Gene Ontology annotation, molecular function: 4-alpha-hydroxytetrahydrobiopterin dehydratase activity. The transcript is spliced from 7 exons. Gene Ontology annotation, biological process: tetrahydrobiopterin biosynthetic process.
CGAGGGAGUCGGGCUGCAGCACGCGAGGCCGGGCGGCGCCGGCGGAGGUGUGGGGAGCGCCCGGGCAGCCUCUCAGGUGGGCCCGGCCUUCGCCUCGGACUCGGCGUGGCCGCGAGGGCGCCCGCACCUGCCCGUCGCGCGGGAGGGAGCCGAGGGUGUGUGACCGCGGCGUCUCCCUGUGUCUCCUUGGCUAAACCCCGCCGUAGUCCACGGAAUUGCCAACUUGUGAACAAACGAGUUCGAAUUUCGUUUUUUAAAAAGCAGUGACAAAAAUAUGUCAAGUUUAGGGUCACUUGGUGUGACUGAAGCUCCUGGAGAUUGUAGCUCCAUGAGAGCAGACGGGGACCUUCUCUGUCAGGCGCGUGCGGCCAACGUGGUGCCUAAUGCUGAGUCAGCAGAUGCUCACUCAUUGACAGCAGAGGAGAGGAACCAAGUUAUACUUGACCUUAAAGCAGCAGGAUGGUCGGAAUUAAGUGAGAGAGAUGCUAUCUACAAAGAGUUCAUCUUCAAAAAUUUUAAUCAGGAGAUACUUUCCAGUGUCUACCUACCUAUUGGAUCACUUUUCUGCUUACGAGGGUUUGACUGUACUUUCCUGAGAAAGAGACUACUCACCGGCUAAAGCAAACAAAGCUGUUCUUGUUUAGGAGUAACCCAGGGGAUCUGAAAGCAAACUGCCGACUUCCCAUCUUUCUUCCAACUGGCUUGUUUUUCUCAGCCAUACCACCAAUCUCUCAGGCACUCAGAUCUGACACCGAAGAACUACCUUGCUGAUCAGUCACCAAGGCCUGAACCUGAGAGGUCACCUUCUGAGAAGUGGGGAAACUGAGGCUUAAACAAGGGAAGCACAAAACAGCGGCCAUUCCAGAACCACAGCCACGACCCUCAGCAGCUCAGCUCAUUUAUUUCCUACAUUAAGGCAUUUGGCUUUAUGUCCCGAGUUGCCCUACAAGCAGAGAAGAUGAAUCAUCACCCAGAAUGGUUCAAUGUGUACAACAAGGUCCAGAUAACUCUUACUUCACAUGACUGUGGUGGACUGACUAAAAGAGAUGUGCAACUGGCGAAUUUUAUUGAAAAGGCAGCUGCUUCUGUGUGAUUUCUUCCAAAAUGCAUGUAAUAUCUUCAGUACAUCUUAGCUGGAAUGCAUUGUGAAGGCAAUUUACAAGUACAAAUUUUGUUGUUAAUUUCACCUUUAUAGAUUACAUUUUAUAAAAUCAGUGCUUAAAUACAAAGUGAUUUAAACUUGA